This is a messenger RNA of Argentina anserina (silverweed cinquefoil), 7037 nucleotides long. RefSeq names its product glutamate synthase [NADH], amyloplastic. Bases 321 to 6962 code for a protein of 2213 amino acids. The transcript has 21 exons. Gene Ontology annotation, molecular function: iron ion binding; glutamate synthase (NADH) activity; FMN binding. The record is from RefSeq and is a predicted model, not a curated record. NCBI's taxonomy places the organism in Eukaryota, Viridiplantae, Streptophyta, Magnoliopsida, Rosales, Rosaceae.
GAAUCCCACACUCUCUCAAUUUUUCCUCUCGUUUUUCUUCUUCUUCUAAAGCUAUAGGAAAACCCUGGCCAAAAUUGUCACCUUAGAAUUCUCCGAGUCCGUUUUCUCAAACCGAACGGCGUCGUUUUAGAUCUCACCGGAGAGUGUGUCUCAGCCGCUCUCUCUCUGAUUCGGAUCUACAAAUACAAGUCCGUGUUAAUCUCCUGAAAAACCUCAAGAUUAGGAGUCUAAAUCCGUGUUUAACAACGCAUUUGAAUACAAAACAAAUAUCAUCUAGUAUUUACUAAUCUGAAAAAAUCCUGAUUCUGAUUUUGUGAAUAAUGUUGGCGGCGAGCUCCGGUUCCGUUCUCCAACUCCGAACCAAGCCUUCCGGUUCCUCCUCCGUCCUCGCUUCUCCUCAGCUCAAUGCGUCGCCGAUAGCGCGGCUCGGCUGCGGCAGAGCCACCGCGCGGUCCGCUUCCAAAGCUGUUGCGAAGAAGUUCUUCGGGACGCGGUUGAGGGCCGUCGGAUCCGAGAGGCUCCACUUAUGGCGAUCCGACGGCCCCGGCCGCUCCCCGAAGCUCCGGGUGGUGGUCCGGUCCAUGCUCUCCGCCGUGCCGGAGAAGCCGCAAGGCUUGUACGACCCGGCGAUGGAUAAGGACUCGUGCGGUGUCGGCUUUGUCGCGGAAUUGUCCGGCGAAAGCAGCCGGAAAACGAUUACGGAUGCUUUGGAAAUGCUGGUGAGGAUGACACAUAGAGGAGCUUGUGGAUGUGAAACCAACACUGGUGAUGGAGCUGGUGUUCUUGUGGCGAUUCCUCACGAUUUCUAUAAGGAGGCUGCCAAAGAAAUUGGGUUUGAGCUUCCAGCACUUGGUGAGUAUGCUGUUGGUAUGCUCUACUUGCCGACAUCUCAGAGUCGCAGGGAGGAGAGCAAAAAUGUGUUUACAAAGGUUGCCGAGUCUCUUGGACAUACCGUGCUCGGGUGGCGGUCUGUUCCAACUGACAACUCAGAUUUGGGGAAGUCUGCUCUGCAGACAGAACCUGUCAUUGAGCAAGUGUUCCUUACCCCAACUCCAAGGUCAAAAGUUGAUCUCGAGCGCCAGAUGUAUAUACUUAGAAGGGUUUCAAUGGUUGCCAUCCGUGCUGCGUUAAACCUUCAACAUGGUGGCGCUAAAGAUUUCUACAUAUGUUCACUUUCAUCGAGGACGGUUGUGUACAAGGGUCAGCUGAAACCCGAACAGCUGAAGAAUUACUACUAUGCAGAUCUUGGCAAUGAAAGGUUUACGAGCUACAUGGCCCUGGUACAUUCACGGUUCUCAACAAAUACUUUUCCCAGCUGGGACCGUGCUCAGCCUAUGCGUGUCAUUGGCCACAAUGGAGAAAUCAACACCCUUAGAGGAAAUGUUAACUGGAUGAAGGCCCGUGAGGGACUGCUCAAGUGUACUGAACUUGGUUUAUCAAAAAAUGAAUUGAAGAAGCUGUUACCGAUUGUGGAUGCCAGUUCUUCCGAUUCAGGAGCAUUUGAUGGUGUCCUUGAGCUUCUGGUUCGAGCUGGUAGAAGCCUCCCCGAAGCUAUUAUGAUGAUGAUUCCUGAAGCAUGGCAAAAUGACAAGAACAUGGAUCCUGAUAAGAGAGCACUGUAUGAGUAUUUCUCAUCUCUCAUGGAGCCAUGGGAUGGGCCAGCCCUAAUAUCAUUUACUGAUGGGCGCUAUCUGGGAGCUACAUUGGAUCGGAAUGGACUCAGACCAGGUCGCUUUUAUGUCACCCACAGUGGACGAGUUAUUAUGGCGAGUGAAGUUGGGGUUGUAGAUGUACCUCCAGAAGAUGUCUGCAGGAAAGGAAGACUUAACCCUGGAAUGAUGCUUUUGGUGGAUUUUGAGAAUCAUAAAGUGGUAGAUGAUGAAGCCUUGAAGAAGCAAUAUUCAUUGGCAAGGCCGUACGGGGAGUGGCUUAAAAGGCAAAAGAUUGAGCUCAAGGACAUAGUUGAUUCUGUUAAUGAAUCUGACAGGAUCCCUCCAUCCAUAGCUGGAGUUGCUCCUGCAAAUAAUGAUGAUGAAAACAUGGAAAACAUGGGAGUCCAUGGUUUGCUGGCACCAUUGAAGGCUUUUGGCUACACAGUUGAAGCCUUAGAGAUGUUAUUGCUUCCUAUGGCAAAAGAUGGUGUAGAGGCUCUUGGUUCAAUGGGGAAUGAUACCCCCUUGGCUGUUAUGUCCAACAGAGAAAAACUUACAUUUGAGUAUUUUAAGCAAAUGUUCGCUCAAGUGACAAACCCUCCAAUUGAUCCAAUUAGAGAGAAGGUAGUCACUUCUAUGGAAUGUAUGAUCGGUCCAGAAGGUGAUCUAACAGAAACCACUGAAGAACAAUGCCACCGUCUCUCGCUCAAGGGUCCUCUUGUAGGCAUUGAAGAAAUGGAGGCAAUCAAGAAAAUGAAUUAUAGAGGUUGGCGCUGUAAGGUUCUUGACAUAACUUACUCCAAGGAACAUGGUAGAAAGGGAUUGGAGGAGACCUUAGAUAGAAUCUGUGCUGAGGCCCGUGAGGCAAUUAAAAAGGGAUACACGACCCUUGUGCUUUCAGACAGAGCCUUUUCCCCGAAACGAGUCGCCGUAAGCUCACUAUUGGCUGUUGGUGCUGUUCAUCAACAUCUGGUUAAAAAUCUCGAGCGAACUAGAGUAGGGUUGAUAAUUGAAUCUGCUGAGCCACGUGAAGUACAUCAUUUCUGUACGUUAGUUGGAUUUGGUGCCGAUGCUAUCUGCCCCUACCUGGCCGUAGAGGCCAUUUGGAGAUUGCAGGUCGAUGGAAAGAUCCCACCAAGGUCUAAUGGUACAAUAUAUUCCAAGGCCGAACUAGUUAAAAAGUACUUCAAAGCAAGCAACUAUGGAAUGCAGAAGGUUCUUGCUAAGAUGGGCAUAUCUACUUUGGCCUCUUACAAGGGUGCACAGAUUUUUGAAGCUCUUGGUCUUUCAUCUGAAGUGAUCGAGAGAUGCUUUGCAGGAACUCCUAGUAGAGUCGAGGGUGCAACGUUUGAGAUGCUUGCUCGCGAUGGACUUCAUCCGCAUGAUUUAGCAUUCCCCUCUCGUGCUUAUCCCCCUGGUAGCGCUGAAGCUAUGGCACUACCAAAUCCUGGGGAUUAUCAUUGGAGGAAAGGCGGUGAGGUUCACCUAAAUGAUCCUUUUGCUAUUGCCAAGCUUCAGGAGGCUGCCAGAACUAACAGUGUGGCGGCCUACAAAGAGUACUCCAAGCUCAUUCAUCAAUUAAAUAAAGCCUGCAAUCUCCGUGGUCUUUUGAAAUUUAAAAGCACAGGUCAGCAAAUUCACUUGGAUGAAGUAGAACCAGCCAGUGAGAUUGUUAAACGGUUCUGUACUGGGGCAAUGAGUUAUGGAUCAAUAUCAUUGGAGGCACACACUACACUGGCUAUUGCUAUGAACAAAAUGGGGGGAAAGUCAAAUACAGGUGAGGGAGGUGAGCAGCCAUCUCGUAUGGAGCCUCUUUCUGAUGGCUCGAGGAAUCCAAAGAGAAGUGCAAUCAAGCAGGUUGCAAGUGGGAGAUUUGGAGUUUCAAGUUACUAUCUUACAAAUGCUGAUGAACUUCAAAUAAAAAUGGCUCAGGGGGCCAAGCCUGGGGAAGGAGGCGAGCUUCCUGGUCACAAGGUUAUCGGAGACAUUGCUGUUACUAGGAAUUCCACUGCUGGUGUGGGACUUAUCAGUCCACCACCCCAUCAUGAUAUCUACUCGAUUGAAGAUCUUGCUCAAUUAAUUCAUGAUCUCAAGAAUGCUAACCCAGGGGCUCGAAUUAGUGUUAAGCUAGUAUCUGAAGCUGGUGUAGGAGUAGUUGCCAGUGGAGUUGUGAAGGGGCAUGCCGACCAUGUUUUAAUUGCCGGACAUGAUGGAGGCACUGGGGCUUCUAGAUGGACUGGCAUUAAGAAUGCUGGGCUUCCAUGGGAACUUGGCUUGGCUGAGACCCAUCAGACCUUGGUUGCUAAUGAUCUUCGUGGUCGCACAGUUCUCCAGACAGACGGACAACUAAAAACUGGAAGAGAUGUGGCCAUAGCCGCACUUCUUGGUGCCGAAGAGUUUGGAUUUAGCACGGCACCCCUAAUAACCCUUGGCUGCAUUAUGAUGCGGAAGUGCCACAAGAACACCUGUCCUGUAGGAAUUGCCACCCAAGAUCCAGUACUUCGUGAGAAGUUUGCUGGAGAACCAGAACAUGUUAUCAACUUUUUCUUCAUGGUAGCUGAGGAGGUGAGAGAGAUAAUGGCACAACUUGGUUUUAGAACACUAAAUGAAAUGGUUGGUCGUUCAGAUAUGCUUGAAGUCGACAAAGAAGUUACUAAAGAUAAUGAGAAGCUGAACAAUAUUGACCUCUCCCUGUUGCUUAGACCUGCUGCCGACAUUCGGCCUGAUGCUGCACAAUAUUGUGUUCAGAAACAAGACCAUGGGCUGGACAUGGCCCUCGACCACAAACUUAUUUCACUGUCCAGUUCUGCUAUUGAGAAGGCUCUUCCUGUAUACUUUGAAACUCCGGUGUGCAAUGUGAACCGUGCUGUUGGAACGAUGCUCAGUCAUGAGGUGACCAAACGUUACAACAGGGAAGGGCUUCCUGCAGACACCAUCCAUAUCAAAUUCAAUGGAAGUGCUGGCCAGAGUCUUGGAGCUUUCCUCUGCCCUGGCAUCACGCUUGAGCUUGAGGGUGACAGCAAUGAUUAUGUUGGGAAAGGAUUGUCUGGUGGCAAAAUUAUAGUUUAUCCCCCCAAGGGAAGCAAGUUUGACCCGAAAGAAAACAUUGUUAUUGGUAAUGUAGCACUUUAUGGUGCCACUAGUGGGGAGGCAUAUUUCAAUGGAAUGGCAGCAGAAAGAUUCUGUGUUCGCAAUUCGGGGGCUAGGGCAGUAGUUGAAGGUGUUGGUGACCAUGGCUGUGAGUACAUGACAGGUGGCACUGUUGUUGUGCUUGGAAAGACUGGUAGGAACUUUGCUGCUGGUAUGAGCGGUGGUAUAGCCUACGUUCUUGAUAUCGAUGGACUGUUUUUGUCUCGAUGCAAUCCUGAGCUUGUUGAUCUUGAGAAAGUUGAAGAAGAAGAAGAUAUGAUGACUCUUAAAAUGAUGAUACAACAGCACCAACGUCAUACAAAAAGUAUGCUGGCCAGUGAAGUAUUGGCCGACUUUGAGAAUCUUUUGCCUAAAUUCAUCAAGGUAAUCCCCAGAGAGUACAAACGUGCACUUGAAAAUCUGAGGGAGGAGGCCUCCAAGCAGGCAGUCGAAGAUGCUGAUGAAGAAGCUGAGAUGCAAGAGGAGGAACUGGAACUAAAACAGAAAGAUGCAUUUGAAGAGCUUAAGAAGAUGGCAUCCGCAUCUCUAAAUGGGACUUCCAAUCAGGUAGAAGAUGCUGAGACGUUGAAGAGACCCACUGAGGUCAGCAAAGCUGUUAAACACCGGGGUUUCAUCUCUUAUGAGCGUGAAGGUGUGCAGUACAGGGAUCCUAAUGUUCGGAUGAAUGACUGGAAUGAAGUUAUGGAGGAAACUAAACCUGGCCCACUUGUGAAUACUCAGUCUGCCCGUUGUAUGGACUGUGGCACCCCUUUCUGCCAUCAGGAGAAUACUGGGUGUCCUCUUGGAAACAAAAUACCCGAGUUCAAUGAGUUGGUGUACCAGAAUAGGUGGCAGGAAGCACUAGAGAGACUUCUUGAGACAAAUAAUUUCCCCGAGUUUACUGGUCGAGUGUGUCCGGCACCAUGUGAAGGUUCAUGUGUUCUGGGUAUAAUUGAGAAUCCUGUCUCUAUCAAAAGCAUUGAAUGUUCCAUCAUAGACAAGGCUUUUGAGGAAGGUUGGAUGGUGCCACGGCCUCCUGUCAAGAGAACUGGGAAAAAGGUCGCCAUUGUUGGAAGUGGGCCUGCUGGGCUAGCUGCUGCAGAUCAACUAAACAGAAUAGGUCACACAGUGACAGUUUAUGAGCGUGCUGAUAGAAUUGGAGGGCUUAUGAUGUAUGGAGUGCCUAAUAUGAAGGCUGAUAAAGUUGAUGUAGUCCAACGGCGUGUUAACCUUAUGGCGGAGGAAGGUGUCAACUUUGUGGUCAAUGCUAAUGUUGGAAGUGAUCCUGCCUACUCAUUUGACCGCCUUCGGGAGGACAACAAUGCAAUUAUUUUGGCCGUAGGCGCAACUAAACCAAGGGACCUACCCGUGCCAGGACGAGAGCUAUCCGGAGUACAUUUCGCUAUGGAGUUUCUUCAUGCAAACACCAAAAGCUUGCUUGAUAGCAAACUCGAGAAUGGCAACUACAUUUCUGCCAAGGGUAAAAAGGUUGUGGUCAUUGGUGGAGGUGACACUGGCACUGAUUGCAUUGGAACCUCUGUUCGCCAUGGCUGUACUAAUGUCGUAAAUUUAGAGCUUCUCCCUCAGCCACCACAAACAAGGGCUCCAGGAAACCCUUGGCCACAGUGGCCUCGUAUAUUCAGAGUAGAUUAUGGGCACGCAGAAGUUGCAGCCAAGUUUGGCAAAGAUCCAAGAACUUAUGAGGUGCUGACCAAGAGGUUUGUGGGAGAUGAGAAUGGGGUUGUGAAAGGACUUGAGAUAGUACGUGUCAAAUGGGAGAAGGAUGCUACUGGCAGGUUCCAAUUUAAGGAAAUCGAGGGCUCUGAGGAGAUCAUUGAGGCGGACCUUGUCCUUCUUGCAAUGGGGUUCCUUGGACCCGAGGCGGCAAUUGCAGAGAAGUUGGGUCUGGAGUGCGACAACCGCUCAAACUUCAAGGCAGAUUACGGUCGCUUCUCAACCAAUGUGGAUGGGGUCUUUGCCGCUGGGGACUGCCGCCGUGGUCAAUCCCUGGUUGUGUGGGCAAUCUCAGAGGGACGGCAAGCAGCUGCUCAGGUCGACAACUACCUAUGCAUGGAAGAAGUAGACCACACAAACAGCAGCAAUGGGAGCCCUGAAUCUGAUCUCUUGAAGCAGCAGCAUCAUUUCAGCAAGAGUCAAAAGACAGUGGCAAGCACUCCAUAGAUGACUCAGAUGAUCUGGUAAAUCAUGAUUCUAAAUUAGAGAACCAAGGCACAGCAACACAGAUGGCCUCUUUUU